Botrytis porri is the source of this 2172-nucleotide messenger RNA. RefSeq lists its product as uncharacterized. The transcript has 2 exons. Lineage: Eukaryota; Fungi; Ascomycota; Leotiomycetes; Helotiales; Sclerotiniaceae. The record is from RefSeq and is a predicted model, not a curated record. The coding region runs from base 1 to 2172 and encodes 723 amino acids.
AUGUGUGAGGGCGCGAUAAAUGGUUGUCAAUUGUGUGAUAUCAUCUGGAGACAUUUUUUUAGAGAUAAAUCGCCAGAGGAGUAUAGGGAGUUUCCGUUGUGGUUGAGGGGGGGUGCGGUGCAUCUUGUGAGGAGUGGGUCGAGGUAUAGGGUUAAGGGGGUGGGAGAUGGAGGUGGUAGUGAGGAGAAAGGAGAUGGGUACGGUGAUGAGGGAUUUGAAAUUAUGGUGGAGUUAAAUACGCAGAUGGAUAGAGAGGUGCCGAGAUGGAAAACUAUUAACAUGUCGGUUUUGAAGGCAGAAGAAUGUCUCGCACCACUUCGAGAACUACCAAAACCGGAUCUCAGUAUCUUUUCUGAUAAUACAUGGAAAACUAUUCUUCAAUGGGCAAAUGAUUGUAUUGAAAACCAUCCUAAAUGUAACACCUCGACCGAAGAACCUCCAUGGUAUCCCACGCGCUUAAUCGACAUACAGUAUCUCAGCGAUCCAGACCCAGUAGCUCAACUCACAGCACUGAUGUUCAACAUAUCCACUGGUCAUUUUCUCGCAAAUUGCAAAUUAAUAGAAACGAAAGAUACUCCACCAGAAGAUCCCUCCUAUCUCACACUUAGCCAUCGCUGGCCCGCUCAAGGAGGAAUCAGCGCCCGACUCGAAACAUCCAAUAUCGAAGAAAUGAAAGAUUUCAUCUCCCACGAUAUCCUACCCCCCCGAUUCCGCGAAGCGAUUCUCGUUGCACGCUGUCUAAAGGUCCGUUACAUCUGGAUCGACUCCCUGUGCAUCAUCCAAGACAGCUCUGCAGACUGGAAUCACGAAGCGCAAACCAUGGGUGACGUAUACGCGCAUUCUCUGCUCAAUCUCUGCGGAACCGCCGCACUCGAUAUAUUAAUCCCCUCGCGCAAUCCAGAGAUGAUCCAUCCCUGUAUCGUGAAAUCUACUUGGGACAACGCCCCAAAUAAUGAAUUCAUCAUUACCGAUUUCCAGUUCUGGAAAGAUCGGAUCUAUAGUUCGCCAUGUAAUAAACGGGCGUGGAUAACGCAGGAACGAUGGCUUAGUCCACGGAUCUUGCAUUUUGCGUUUGAUCAGAUGGUGUGGGAAUGUAGGACGCGUGAGGCUGCGGAGACGUUUCCGUUGGGGUUGCCGAAGCAAAUAAGGAUGAAUAAACAUACUGGGUUUAAAGUUUCUGGGAAUGUUCGAGUUUUUGGAAAUCAGCAGAAUGGAAAAGAAGAAAAUAAUUAUCUCCAAGACUGGUACCGCAUCCUCGAAACCUACGCCCGCUCCGAAGUAACCUUCUCAAAAGACCGACUCGUCGCCCUCGCCGGCAUCGCUCAAAAAUUCUCCCUCCACCUCCAAGACACCUUCCUCUCCGGACUCUGGCAGAACCAUCUCCCAGGUACUCUCCUUUGGAGCGUGCACAAAGGUCUGCGCACCAACCAUCCCUUGCCCUCCCCCACCCCCACCCCCGCAGCCCACGACCUCGUCGGAAAUACUCCCACAUACCACAUCACGGAAUCGAGUCGCCUCGCCUCCUACGAAGCGCCUUCCUGGUCCUGGGCUUCUGUAUCCGGGGACAUCGAUCCUGGAUUUUCUAUUGCUCUCUCCAGUAAAGAUUCUAUGAUUGAGCUGCGCACUGCGCAAAUAACACCACUCGAUCCCGCUCUCCCUUUUGGAAGAAUCUCCUCUGCGCAUUUAGUUUUGCGCGGGGUGCUCUAUCCCCUUUCUAUGGAUCCAUCUGAUUGGCCUGCCCAUCUUCCGUCUUGGAAUCGCGAACCGCCAACUAUCUAUAUUUCUGGACAACCGAAGACGAAAGUCGAAAUACUCGAGGGGAGUUUCGUGGAGAAAUAUAGUCAUGUGGUGCAUAUACGAGUCGAUCAACCAGAAGAGUAUAGCGAUAUAGGUCGUGCGUGUUUUUUGCCGGUUGCAAGAGCGAAGUUUGAGAGAGAGGGGCAUGAGAUGGAUGGAUUGAAGUUGGUGUAUGGAUUGUGCGUUCUGAGUACGGGGAAACCGGGGGAAUACAAGAGAUUGGGAAGGGUGGAUUUUAGUGGAGAGCAGUGCGAUUUGUUUGAAAUGGGAAUUGAGAAGCUUAAGGAAGGAAGAGAGAAUGAAGGGACCAAAUUCGAGAUGGGUGACAAGGAUUUGUACUUGCCGGAAGAGAUUGGUACUUUUAAGCUUGUUUAG